AGUGAAUUGCGUUGCGAAGGGCAAUCGGUACUCUGUAACACUUUUGCAUUGCACUGUUUUCCCGUUGACAUAUUUCCAGUGUAGUUGACAUUACUGACCGAAAUGAAAAAGAAUGAAAACAAAAUCAAUAACAAAAAAGUGAAAAAUUGUAGAAAAUUGACAGGCAAACAUAAUUAAAUUUGAAAAGUUUUAUAUAAAUGUAAUUUUAAAUUAAUAAAAAAGGUGUGGAUAUGGAUUCCGUUGUGUUAUAGGAGGAAAACACAAAAGAUGAACGAGUUGAGCGGACAAUUAUUAGGGACAAGUCUAAUGUGAGGAGUCUUAGUGAAAAAGUUUCGUGCAAAACUUUCGCUUAAGCAAGGAACCAUUCAAAUAUGUGUUGGAUAGCAUAAGUAGUGAGCUAAAAACUCCACGCAGGUCUACAGAAAUACCCGAAAUUGUGAAAUUAGCGGCAACUUUAAAAUAUUUGGCGCAGGGAGGGUAUCAACAGUAAUUUGGACCAUACAGGACUAGCUCAACAAACAGCGUGUGUGUGUUUGAAGUUUGUAAAAACACAUAAGUUUUGCAAUGUCUUCAGAGGAGAAAAAUGAAGCGAAACGAGCUUUUUACUCAAUGUCUGGAAUUCCAGGAGUAAUUGGAGUGGUGGAUAGUACUCACAUGCAAAUGAUACGACCGGCAGUGAAUGAGCAUUUAUAUUUCAAUAGGAAAUUAAAGCAUAGUAUAAACGCUAUGGUGAUGAUAAUAAAAGCCGUUAACGGUCGGUUUGCUGGGGCGUGUCAUAAUUCACAUGUUUGGAAUUUGUCAAGCGAGCGCCAAUAUUUACAAAGCAACUAUGUGAAUGGAGAAAUAAGAAUUCGCAUUCAUGGCGACUCUGGAUAUCCGCUUGAGAGAUGGCUUUUAACUCCAUACAGAAAUGCUGCUGAAAACUCUGCUGAAAGUUACUACAACGUCAAAUUUUCAAAAGCCAGAUCCCUUAUCGAACGAGUAUUUAGAGUAUUAAGAGCGCGGUUCCGAUGCCUUUUAGCUGCUAGAGAACUACAAUAUGCCUUAGAAAAAGUGGUGCAAAUUUUGAACGUAUGUUGUGCUCUUCAUAAUAUUUGCACUCUUUUUAAUGUGGAAUCACCUGCCAAUAUAGCAAUAGAAGUUGGAGAAGUCGAUGCUAGUUAUACUGAAACCAGAGAUAAAGAGAUGUCCAACUCCUCUCUCACUGGAAGUGAGAGAACAAUUGCUAAACGUCAAAACCACCUAAACUAUGACAGUUGACUGGAUUGGGGAAGUUCUGACGUUUAGCAAUUGGAAACGAGCGAUGGCCAGAUUGAAAUCUUACCAAAAAAAUAUGUAAACGGAGGAAUUUGUUGCCGCUGUUCAAGAUCGCUUAUAAAAAUUUAAAACAAUGAAAAUCAAAGAAAAUGCGAAAUUUAAAUAUAUUUCAUGAAACGUUUUGUAAUUUGAUGCAUAAUAGAAUUAAUUUUCAAUUAUAAAUGAUUAACAACAUUUGAUAAUUGAGAACUAACAAGCUUAAUUCACCUUAUUAAGUAUUGAAAAAUCAAAAGUCAGUUGUUUUAAUAUACCAUAAAAUCAUAAAAAAGGAUUUAAGUAGUUUCGUCAUAUACAUACAUAUUAAAAGUCCAAUAUAUAAUAAUUUGCAAUCGUAAUAAAUGUUGGGUGUUUUAAUUUAAAAUGCCCAAAAAUUCUUAUUUUGUUCGAUCUGGCCAUAAUGGAAAAUGUUAUAAAAAAACGCUUAUUUUGAGGCGCUCUCACACUGGAAUAAGUUGGGCAUCCCAUUAUCCCUGCUGAAACCAUAGGAAAUGCGAAUGAAACCAAUAAUGCUAAACGUUUAAGGGAUCAAAUAAAAAACAGUAUGAUUACUUUAUAAACAUAUAACACUAUUUAAUAAAGUAAACUUUUUAAUUUUUCACAUU
Bactrocera neohumeralis is the source of this 1919-nucleotide messenger RNA. RefSeq names its product putative nuclease HARBI1. The transcript is spliced from 4 exons. Bases 565 to 1260 code for a protein of 231 amino acids. The record is from RefSeq and is a predicted model, not a curated record. Lineage: Eukaryota; Metazoa; Arthropoda; Insecta; Diptera; Tephritidae.